CGGCCGAGCCCCGACGAACAGAGCCGAGUCCCUCGAACCGAGUCUCGCCAAGCCCCGACGAGGCCAGCCUCGCCUGGCUCCGACGAACCCAUCCGAACCGAGCCAUGGCAGGCUCCGAAGGCGGCCGGUCGCAGCGGUUCUUCACCUGGGAGGAGAUCGAGCAGCGCAAUGGGCGGGGGUCGGCUGGCCAGGAGCGGUGGCUGGUGAUCGAGAGGAAGGUGUACGAUAUCAGCCAGUUCCACCGGAGGCACCCGGGAGGCUCCCGGGUCAUCAGCCACUACGCCGGGCAGGACGCCACGGAUCCUUUCACAGCAUUUCAUCUUGACAAGACACUGGUGAGAAAGUACCUGAGCCCACUCUUGAUUGGAGAGCUGGCACCAGAUCAACCCAGCUUUGAGCCCAGCAAGAAUAAAAAGCUGGUAGAAGAUUUCCGUGAGCUCCGUGGCACUGUGGAGAGGAUGGGGCUUCUCAACCCCAACCCUGCCUUUUUCAUCCUGUACCUCUGUCACAUCUUGAUGUUGGAUGUUGCAGCCUGGCUCACCAUCUGGUAUUUUGGAGCAUCCACAGUGCCUUUCCUCUUCUCUGCAGUGCUGCUAGGCACUGUCCAGGCCCAGGCUGGCUGGCUUCAGCAUGAUUUUGGACAUCUCUCAGUCUUUAGCACAUCGAAAUGGAACCACUGGGUCCACAAGUUUGUGAUUGGCCAUCUGAAGGGAGCACCAGCCAGCUGGUGGAAUCAUCUCCACUUCCAACACCACGCUAAACCCAACUGCUUCCGCAAGGACCCUGACGUGAACAUGCACCCCUUGUUUUUUGCUCUGGGAAAAACACUCUCUGUAGAGCUUGGUGUGCAAAAGAAGAAGUUCAUGCCUUAUAACCACCAGCACAAGUACUUCUUCAUCAUUGGCCCCCCAGCUCUGGUGCCUCUUUACUUCCAGUGGUACAUAUUCUACUUCGUGGUGCAGCGGAAGCAGUGGGUGGACCUGGCCUGGAUGUUGUCCUUCUACAUCAGAUUCUCUCUCACCUACUGGCCCUUGCUGGGGUUGAAGGGUUUGCUGGGGCUGAUCAUAUUAGUCAGGUUUAUAGAGAGUAACUGGUUUGUCUGGGUUACACAAAUGAACCACAUCCCGAUGCACAUCGAUUAUGAUAAGAAUGUGGACUGGUUCUCUACCCAGCUCCAGGCAACCUGUAACGUUCACCAGUCUUUCUUCAAUGACUGGUUCAGUGGACAUCUGAACUUCCAAAUUGAGCACCACCUUUUUCCUACAAUGCCUCGACACAACUACUGGAAGGUGGCCCCUUUGGUGAAGUCCUUGUGUGCCAAACAUGGUGUUGAGUACCAGUGCAAGCCGCUGCUCACUGCCUUUGCCGACAUAGUGCACUCUUUGAAGGAUUCAGGGGAGCUCUGGCUCGAUGCCUAUCUACACAAAUAAGCAGCAGUGGAUCCUUGCAGAGGAAGUCCCCACCCUUGUUGCCUCCUGGGGUGGUCGCCAUGAAGAUACUGCACAGAGGGGCGAGAGGUGGCUAAGCCAGAGGUGGGGAGGUGGUGCUGCUUAAUUCCAUUGAUGAAUGUAAUUAAUAUGAUUUUUUUUUUUUAAAAAAAAAAGGUGUGUUCUUAAUUCUUUUUGUGUUUCUUUCAUUCCUCUUCUCUGGUGCUGAGUUCUGAGGAAAAAAGGUGAAUGGAAGAGGUUACGUUCCACCAAGCUAGGAGCAGCUUUGGGACUGGGAGCAGGUUUCUUCCUGUCUGCUGGUGCUUCAUUUGCUGGAGACAUAGGAGAGAAGUCUCUUAUCUAACACAGGCUUUGUGAGGUGGCCCUCAGGAGUGUAGCAAGAAAGAUAAGGCAGCAUGAGCUGAAAGAAGACAGGAGUGAUUAAAAUGUGGAAGCAAUAAGGAAUUGUGUGGGCACAGUAUUUUCAAGUACCUAUAUGUGCAGGGCCUGUUGUGACAGGACAAGAA
This is a messenger RNA of Dryobates pubescens (Downy woodpecker), 1954 nucleotides long. Its product is annotated as acyl-CoA (8-3)-desaturase. The coding region runs from base 105 to 1430 and encodes 441 amino acids. Gene Ontology annotation, molecular function: oxidoreductase activity, acting on paired donors, with oxidation of a pair of donors resulting in the reduction of molecular oxygen to two molecules of water. Gene Ontology annotation, biological process: lipid metabolic process. The transcript has 12 exons. Lineage: Eukaryota; Metazoa; Chordata; Aves; Piciformes; Picidae. Gene Ontology annotation, cellular component: membrane. The record is from RefSeq and is a predicted model, not a curated record.